AUGUUGAGAUUUCUUCCUCGCAAGAUCCAUUUCAUUGGUCCUUUAGAUCAGCCCACGCUACAUAGUGCCGCUCAAUUGCGCAAAAUUGCGGAUCUUCAAGUUCUACCUCUACUACUUAUCGGCUUCGCCAGCUACCAACUUGAUCGAACUAAUAUAUCUAGCGCAUUGACUGGCGGACUGGCCAAAGAUAUCAGGGUCGAUCAGAACACAAUCAACCUGGGAAAUCAAUUGAUGUUUCUAGGUGUUAUUGCUCUAGAAAUUCCAUCUAAUGUUGUCCUGCACAAGAUCGGCCCUCGCUGGUGGAUUGGAGGACAAGUGUUCAUAUUCGGUGUCGUUGCAGCUCUUCAAAUCUUCGUUCAGAAUAGAACUGGAUUUCUCUUAAUGAGGAUGAUCCUUGGUCUAACGGAAGCUGGAUACAUCCCAGGAGCCCUGUUCACCUUGUCAACAUGGUACACGAAACAAGAGAUCACUAAGCGCAUUGCCGUAUUUUUCUUCGGGAUGUUUGGGGGUACAGCAGUUUCGCCCUUGCUGGGAGCAGGGCUCUUAAAGCUGGAUGGAAAGGGAGGUCUAUCCGGGUGGCAAUGGAUUUUUCUCGGUAACUUCCCAGUAAACAUAUUGAUAAGUAUUCAGUGA
Messenger RNA from Penicillium macrosclerotiorum, 633 nucleotides. RefSeq lists its product as uncharacterized. Gene Ontology annotation, cellular component: membrane. NCBI's taxonomy places the organism in Eukaryota, Fungi, Ascomycota, Eurotiomycetes, Eurotiales, Aspergillaceae. Gene Ontology annotation, molecular function: transmembrane transporter activity. The transcript has 3 exons. Gene Ontology annotation, biological process: transmembrane transport. The coding region runs from base 1 to 633 and encodes 210 amino acids. The record is from RefSeq and is a predicted model, not a curated record.